Messenger RNA from Notolabrus celidotus (New Zealand spotty), 1736 nucleotides. RefSeq names its product proteasome 26S subunit, non-ATPase 8 (gene psmd8). The transcript has 8 exons. Lineage: Eukaryota; Metazoa; Chordata; Actinopteri; Labriformes; Labridae. Gene Ontology annotation, biological process: proteasome-mediated ubiquitin-dependent protein catabolic process. Gene Ontology annotation, cellular component: nucleus; cytosol; proteasome regulatory particle. The record is from RefSeq and is a predicted model, not a curated record. Bases 253 to 1050 code for a protein of 265 amino acids.
UCUUCCCCCACCUCUGAGGGAGCUCCAACACCGACAUGCCCCUCAGCCCGACCAGAGCCACAUGGUGCUGGGUUGGACUCAACAGCACCUGGCACACAUCGAACAGAGGAGGGUUGAUACACAGCAGGGUUUGAUAGUUCCCUGUAGUCAGACUCUCAUCAUCCGAGUUGAGCUGUCGCAGGUUGGUGGUGUAAAACACGCGGUCCGUGUCGUCCCACACGAACAGGUCUCCCCCCAAACAGAAGAAUCACCAUGGCGUUGAAAGAAACCGCUGGGCUGUACGAGACCCUCAAAACAGAGUGGAACAAGAAGAACCCGAACCUGAGUAAAUGUGGAGAACUGCUCACUAAACUGAAGAUUUCCUUACUGGAGCUAAACUUUUUACCCACCACUGGGUCCGCCCUGACCAAGCAGCAGCUCAUACUAGCUCGUGAUGUACUGGAAAUCGGAGCCUUGUGGAGUAUCCUCAAGAAGGACAUCCCAUCCUUUGAGAGAUACAUGGCACAGCUGAAAUGUUACUACUUUGACUACAAGGAUGAACUGCCUGAAGCUGCCUACAUGCACCAGUUACUCGGACUCAACCUGCUGUUCCUGCUCUCACAGAACCGUGUGUCCGAGUUUCACACAGAGCUUGAGAGAUUGAGUGCACGAGACAUUCAGACCAACGUAUACAUCAGACACCCGGUCUCCUUAGAACAGUACUUGAUGGAGGGAAGCUACAACAAGGUGUUCCUUGCUAAAGGCAACAUACCAGCUGAGAGCUACACCUUUUUUAUGGAUAUUCUGCUCGACACCAUUCGUGAUGAGAUCGCAGGAUGCAUAGAAAAAGCAUAUGAACAGAUCCAGUUUGGCGAAGCAACCCGUGUGCUUUUCUUCAGUUCUCCAAAAAAGAUGACAGAAUAUGCUAAGAAGAGAGGAUGGAGUUUGAGCCAAGAUGGCUAUUACUCUUUCACCACUCAGCAGCAGCGGACAGAAGAGGUGACCAUCCCCUCCACAGAGCUGGCACAACAGGUCAUCGAAUAUGCACGACAGCUGGAAAUGAUUGUGUAAUCCGCCCCCAGGAACACACUCAGCCAUGUACAGACACACUCAGAUACUCACGCCGCUGAUGCAGUAUACAUCCAGGCAGUUCAAACACAAUUUCCCUGAGGAUUAUGAAUGCAAUGUUUCCCAGAGUGGUUAACAAUUUGCCCAUACCUUGUAAAUCAAUUACCAUUUCUUUUCUCUGGAUGUCCUCACAGUUUUUCUUUUAGUUCCAAAGAUUGAAAAACUCAGAUUGCCACAGGAGAACAGUCCACUCAGCAAAUGUAACACAUCUACCUGUGAAUUGAGCUUGUUAUGGGUGAUAUCAGGCUGGUGGACCUCCCAUCUUUCUUGUCCAUACUUUGUGUGAUACGUUUGAGUCUGGGCUGUUUUUACAAGUUCACUAUCACCACCCUAUGUCUUUGCCUUACAGUGUCACAAAAAAAACUAUCAAUAAAAACAUGAAUAUUUCCAAAUUUAAGCAAACUCUUUUUGUACACAAAGUUCAUUUUUCCCUUCGUAGAGCUUGCAGAAAUGUAUUACCCUUGCCUUGUAUCCUAGCAACUGACAGAAUUGCCAUUGAAGUUUGUGUUUGUUUUUUUUUAACGGUAAUGCCUCUUCCUCCCUAGAUGGUUUAUAAUCCAGUUGAUCUCACAAUGCAAAUCUUUGUCUGCAAUAAGUGUUACAGAAAAUAAACUUUUUGAAUGACUAUA